Manis javanica (Malayan pangolin) is the source of this 5405-nucleotide messenger RNA. The record is from RefSeq and is a predicted model, not a curated record. Lineage: Eukaryota; Metazoa; Chordata; Mammalia; Pholidota; Manidae.
GCGGGGCUGGGGCCAGGGCGGAGCGUCCCCAACGGCUCCCGCUGCAGUUCGAACUGUGCGUAACUGGCCUUCUGCCGCUCGCGUGGUGUGUGUGCUGGUUCCUCGCCUGGGGUCCUGGAGACAGCCGGAGGUUUCUGAACGCAGGCCAGAGCGCGGUGUGCGCUGUCGUGGGCUUGGGUGUCUCCCAACUUUGACUUGGGUGGAAGCAAGAGAUACUGAAAUGAUAAAGCAGUUAUGGAGACCUGAUCAUUGACUUCUCAAGGAGAGUCUUCUCACUUAAGUUGAAGCGGAUUCGUGGAAACAAAAGGGGCAGGAGGACAGAAACAUUUUCUUUAAUAAGACUACAUCUCGUUUAAUUUCCUGCCAAGCUUUCUUCUAAUAAGAAAUGGAACGUAGUUCAUCGGACUACCAUAAUAAAGACAAUGAAGAAGAAAGUUUGCUUGCAAAUGUUGCUUCCUUAAGACGUGAACUAAGGAUAACAGAAUGGAGUUUGCAGAAUUUAGGAGAAGAAUUAUCCAGUGUUAGUCCAAGUGAAAAUUCCGAUUAUGCCUCUAAUCUCUCAAGCUCUCAAAGGCUCAUUCUUGAAGAUCUUUCUCAACCUAGCCAACUUGGACUUUUGAAUUAUUCACCCUAUAAGAAAGAUGGUAAAAUGUCCAGUAGCAGUACUGAUUUCCAAAAAAAGCCAAGAGAUAAGAUGUCUUUUUCAUGUACUUCCAUGGAACAGGAGAUAAAGAGUCUUCUCGAGAAACUUAAUAAACUGAGGCAACAGAAUGCUUGUUUGGUCUCACAGAACCAUUCUUUAAUGACUAAAGUAGAGUCUGCCCACUUUGAAUUAACACAAUCAAGAGUGAAAGUUUCUAUGCUUGAAUCUGCUCAACAACAGGCAGCCAAUGUGCUGAUCUUAGAAGAACAGAUUAAAAAUUUGGAAGCAGAAGUUUCAGCCCAACAUAAAGUUUUGAGAGAGGCAGAAGAUAAAUUAGAGCAGAGCCAGAAAAUGAUGACUGAAAAGGAACAGAGUCUGCAGAAGUCACAAGAGCAAUGUAUAAAGUUGAAAGUGGACUUACUUGAACAAAGUAAGCAAGGAAAGAGAGCUGAACGACAAAGGAAUGAAGCACUGUAUAAUGCUGAAGAGCUGAGUAAAGCUUUUCAACAUUAUAAAGAAAAAGUAGCUGAAAAACUGGAAAAGGUUCAAGCUGAAGAAGAGAUACUAGAGAAAAAUCUAAUUAACUGUGAAAAAGAAAAUAAAAGGCUACAGGAAAAGCAUGGUCUAUAUAAAAAUGAACUUGAGAUUCUGAAAGAGAAAUUAAGACAGUUAAAAGAAGAAAAUAACAAUGGAAAAGAAGAACUAAGGAUCAUGGCAGUGAAAAAUUCAGAAGUUAUGGCACAACUAACUGAAUCUAAACAAAGUAUUCUGAAGCUAGAGAGUGAGUUAGAGGACAAAGACAAAAUACUUAGAGAAAAAUUUUCUUUAAUGAAUGAAAAUCAAGACUUAAAGUUAAAAAGGGAAAUGUUUGGUUUUAAAUCAUCUCGUUCUAAGCACCAGAUGAGUAGUUUGUCAAACAAGGAAGACAAUUACAUUGGCUGCUGUGAGGCAAAUAAAAUGGUGAUUUCAGACUUGAGGAUUAUGCUUGCAAUAAAAGAAGCAGAAAUUCAAAAGCUUCAGGCAAACCUGACUGCAAAUCAGUUAUCUCAUAGUCUUAUUUUUUGCAAUGACAACCAAGAAAGUGGCAAAUUAAAUAUUUUAGAGACAGAACCUGUAAAACUAGGAGGUAAGCAAGUAGCAGGAAGUAUAAAAGGUCAAAAUCAACAUACUGUGAACAAACAAUAUGAAAAAGAAAGGCAAAAGCUUGCUUCUGGAAUAGAAGAACUACGGACAAAGUUGGUGCAAAUAGAAGCUGAGAAUUCUGAUUUGAAAGUUAAUAUGGCCCAAAGAACUAGUCAGUUUCAGCUGAUUCAAGAGGAGCUGCUAGAGAAAGCUUCAAACUCUCGCAAACUUGAAAGUGAAAUGACAAAGAAAUGUUCUCAGCUUUUAACUCUAGAGAAACAGCUGGAAGAAAAAAUAGUUGCUUAUUCCUCUAUUGCUGCAAAGAAUGCAGAACUAGAGCAAGAGCUUAUGGAAAGGAAUGAAAAGAUAAGAAGUCUAGAAACCAAUAUGAAUACAGAGCAUGAGAAAAUUUGUUUAGCUUUUGAAAAGGCAAAAAAAAUUCAUCUUGAACAGCAUAAAGAAAUGGAAAAGCAGAUUGAAAAACUUGAGUCACAACUAGAGAAAAAAGACCAACAAUUUAAAGAACAAGAAAAGACAAUGUCCAUCUUGCAGCAAGAUAUUAUAUGUAAACAACAUCAUCUUGAAUCAUUAGACAGACUCUUGAUGGAAAGCAAAGGGGAAAUGGAAAAGGAAAAUAUGAAGAAAGAUGAAGCUUUGAAAGCAUUACAGAACCAAGUAUCUGAAGAAACAAUCAAGGUCAGACAACUAGAUUCAGCAUUGGAAAUUUGCAAGAAAGAACUUGCCUUGCAUUUGAAUCAGUUGGAGGGAAAUAAGGAAAAGUUUGAAAAACAGCUAAAGAAGAAAUCCGAAGAGGUAUACUGUUUACAGAAAGAGCUGAAAAUGAAAAGUCACAGUCUUCAAGAGACUACCGAGCAAAAUAUUAUUCUACAGCAUACUCUUCAGCAACAGCAGCAAAUGUUACAACAAGAGACAAUUAGAAAUGGAGAGCUAGAAGACACUCAAACUAAACUUGAAAAACAGGUAUCAAAACUGGAACAAGAGCUUCAAAAACAAAGGGAAAGUUCAGCUGAAACAUUGAGAAAAAUGGAUGAGAAAUGUGAAGCAGCCACACAUGAAGCAGAUUUGAAGAGGCAAAAAGUCAUUGAGCUUACUGGUACUGCCAGGCAAGUAAAACUUGAGAUGGAUCAGUACAAAGAAGAGCUAUCUAAAAUGGAAAAAGAAAUAAUGCACCUAAAACGAGACGGAGAAAAUAAAGCAAUGCAUCUCUCUCAGUUAGACAUGGUCUUAGAACAGACAAAGACAGAACUUGAUAAGAAAACAAAUGCUGUGAAGGAGUUAGAAAAGUUACAGCACCACACUGACACUGAACUAACAGAAGCCUUGCAAAAACGGGAAGCAGUGGAGUCUGAACUACAAAACGCUCAUGGAGAAUUAAAAAGUACUUUAAGACAACUCCAGGAAUUGAGAGAUGUAUUACAGAAGGCUCAUUUAUCAUUAGAGGAAAAAUACAGUACUAUAAAGGAUCUCACAGCUGAACUUAGAGAAUGCAAGAUGGAGAUUGAAGACAAAAAGCAAGAACUCCUUGACAUGGAUCAGGCACUCAAAGAAAGAAAUUGGGAACUAAAGCAAAGAGCAGCUCAAGUUACACAUUUGGAUAUGACUAUUCGUGAACACAGAGGAGAAAUGGAACAGAAAAUAAUUAAAUUGGAGGGCUCUCUGGAGAAAUCAGAAUUGGAACUUAAAGAAGGCAGCAAACAGAUAGAAAUUUUGAAUGAAAAAUUGCAAAAUGCCAAAGAACAGCUUCGAGAAAAAGAGUUUAUAUCAUUACAAAAUGAACAGGAGAUAAGUCAACUGAAAAAAGAAACUGAACAAACACAACACAAGAUGAAAGAAAUGGAAAGUGUUAUGAAAAAGCAGGAACAGCACAUUGUGACUCAGUACAAAGAGGCCAUAGAUUUGGAGCAAGAAUUGAGGCUAACCCGGGAGCAGAUGCAGAAUUCUCAUAUGAAAUUGGUAGAGGCUCAUCGUCAAGAAGUCCAGGCACAAAGAGAAAUAGAAAAGUUGUCAAGUGAACUAGUGGAAAUAAAGCAACUAGCUAAAGAGAAAGAAGCUCGUGGGAACCAUUUAGCUGAAGAAUUAGGGGCUUCUCAAGUACGUGAAGCUCAUUUAGAAGCAAGAAUGCAAGCAGAAAUCAAGAAAUUGUCAGCAGAAGUAGAGUCUCUCAAAGAAGCUUAUCAUUUGGAGAUGAUUUCACAUCAAGAAUGGAAGAUUUCUGCUGAAUCACAAAAGACUUCAGUGCAGCAACUAAAUGAACAGUUAGAAAAGGCAAAACUGGAAUUAGAAGAGGCUCAGGAUACUGUCAGCAAUUUGCAUCAACAGGUCCAUGACAGGAAUGAAGUAAUAGAAGCUACAAAUGAAGCAUUACUUAUUAAAGAAUCAGAAUUAACCAGAUUACAAGCCAAAAUUUCUGGACAUGAAAGGGCAGAAAAUACCAAGUUUUCACCAGCCUCAUUUACAUCUCCAACAGAAAUUAUUCCUGAUGUUCAAGAUGGAAAAUGUGCUAAACAUUCUCACACAGUUUUUCUCAAGUGUAGAAAACUCUGUCGCUCUAUUAGUGCCAGUGACCUUAGUUUUAAAACUCAUGGUGAUGAAGAUCUUUCUGAAGAAUUACUACAGGACUUAAAAAAAAUUCAGUUAGAACAACCUUCAGCAUCAGAAGAAAGCCAAAAGGAUCUGACUUACUCCCAGUCAGAUUCAUUUAAACCUUUUACAUAUAACCCGGAUGACGAUAGUUCUGAGAAUAAUGACUUCAGUACUCUUAGUGAAAUGCUAAGAUACAUAAACAAAGAAGUGAGACUACUGAAAAAAUCUUCUGUGCAAACAGGGAGUGCUUUAACUCAGGGAGAAAAUUUGUGAUUUAAAGAUGUUGAUGUGAUGAAAAAUGGGAUUUUUGGUCCUGUGCAGUGUUUACUUAUUAUAUGUAUGUCAUGCUUCUGUUAUUUUACUGCUUUUGAAUAAAUUUUAUAUUUGUGUAUUUUUAAAGAAAGUUCUUCUAAAGCUUCUACUUUUUGUGAAAAUUAAUUCAGUUUAUUCAUUAUUUUUUAUUUAAAAUUCUGUGUUUUUUAUGUAAAAAUCAUUGUUACAAUACAUUGAGUAACUUAUACUUCAAUCGGACUAUCAUAUUUGCUUAUUUUUCUGGUAAGCAAUAUUUUUUUAUAAUAAGUAAUGUGAAUGUAGAAGUCAUUUUUCCACAGGCUCAUAAUUCACUAAUAAUGGCUGGCUUUUGUUGAUUGUUUACCAUUUAUCAGUCACUAUUCUAGGCACUUUGUCUGUGAAGUCAUUUAAUCCACAUAACAAUCUUGUGAAGUAGAUAUUAUUAUUAUUCCUGUUUUAAUGGAAUAGAAUGGAAUUUUUUAAUAUAAUGACACGUGUGUGUUUCAAAGAAAUUUAUUUGUUGUAAGUAUCAAGAGUUGGACUUUGGAUUAGUGACUCUGUUUAUACAUGGUUAACUUUAUGGUAGCAUAAACAUAAUGCAGCAAAAUUAAGAUGACAGAUUUAAACCUACAAGUUCAAAAUAGUAAGGAGUUUGGAAUUGAUGUCUUAGACUAAAGUUUUAAUUUGUUAAUAAAUAUAAAUAUAUCCUUAGAUAAUAAUAUGGACUCAGUCUUUUCUAAUAGUU